Messenger RNA from Trachemys scripta elegans, 2308 nucleotides. Its product is annotated as acyl-coenzyme A synthetase ACSM4, mitochondrial-like. The record is from RefSeq and is a predicted model, not a curated record. Gene Ontology annotation, biological process: fatty acid biosynthetic process; acyl-CoA metabolic process. The coding region runs from base 316 to 1641 and encodes 441 amino acids. The transcript has 12 exons. Gene Ontology annotation, cellular component: mitochondrial matrix. NCBI's taxonomy places the organism in Eukaryota, Metazoa, Chordata, Testudines, Emydidae. Gene Ontology annotation, molecular function: fatty-acyl-CoA synthase activity; fatty acid ligase activity.
UGCACUGCGCAUUUGACUGGUGCUGCCAGACAGAAGUCAGUGGCUUUUCUUUUUUGCAAACUUUGAGAGAAAACGGGCCCUGGACAUUGUGCUGAGCUGACUGACACCAGAAGGUUUGGGCAGUCUCUGGAGGGGAAGCACUAAAACAGGACUGUCCUGUUGAAUACUGUGGGGCUGAGAGAGAGAGAAACCAGGGCAGGAAAAAACAUCUGCUAAAAACAUACCUGAAAUGAGCAUCUAAGACUACAAAAAUUGUGAAUGAUCCACCACGAAUAUUCAUUGAUUUUUUUUCACACAGUGGGAUAAGUCAGCAUCAUGAAGACUUUAUUUAAAUUACGAAUUCUCCAGUCCGUGUGGACUCCCCAGUCACCUUCUAGAUUAUUCCACAAAGAUAACAAGCGUCUUGUGUCUCAGAUGGUUUCACACUAUGAAUCUAUAAACCGGUGUGAACAGGAACUGCCAGAACACUUCAACUUUGCAAGUGAUGUCCUAGACAAAUGGUCUCAGCUGGAAAAGGAUGGGAAGAGACCUGCGACUGCAGCUUUCUGGUGGAUAAAUGAUAAGGGAGAUGAGGUGAAGUGGAGCUUUGAGGAGCUGGGAUUUCUGUCCAGAAAAGCAGCCAAUGUGCUCUCUGACCCUUGUGGAUUGCAAAGAGGAGACCGAGUAAUAGUGAUUCUACCUCGGAUACCAGAGUGGUGGAUACUGAAUGUGGCUUGUAUGCGAACAGGAAUUGUCUUUAUUCCAGGAACAUCCCAAUUAAGGGCCAAAGACAUUUUCUAUAGACUCCAGGCUUCGAAGGCCAAGUGCAUCAUUACCAAUGACACACUGGCACCUGCAGUGGAUUCUGUCUUGCCUGACUGCCAGUUUCUGAAAAGCAAGCUAAUUGUUUCUGAAGGCAGCAAGGAUGGGUGGCUGAACUUUCAAGAGCUACUCAAGGUGGCACCGGCUGAUCAUAACUGCGUCAAGACAAAGAGUCGAGACCCAAUGCUCAUCUAUUUUACCAGUGGAAGCACAGGACCUCCAAAAAUGGUUGAACAUUCCCACAGUAGUUACGGCAUAGGAUUUACAGUCAGUGGCAGGUACUGGCUGAAUCUGACUCCCUCAGAUAUAUUCUGGAACACGUCAGACACAGGCUGGGUCAAGUCAGUCUGGAGCAGCGUUUUUUCUCCCUGGAGUAGCGGAUCAUGUGUCUUUAUACACAACCUGCCACAGUUUGAACCAGCAACUGUCGCGAAUACUCUCUCAAGGUAUCCCAUAACCACUUUCUGCACAGCAUCAACUGCCUACUGCAUGCUUGUGCAGCAUGGGCUUACCAGUUACAAAUUCAUGAGUCUGCGUCACUGUGUGACAGGAGGGGAGCCGCUCAAUCCAGAAGUGAUGAAGCAAUGGAAAACCCAAACAGGUCUGGAUAUCUAUGAAGGCUAUGGCCAGACGGAAACAGUAACAAUAUGUUCCAACGUGAAAGGAAUGAAAAUUAAACCAGGCUCUAUGGGAAAGGCAUCUCCACCUUACGAUGUUCAGGUUGUAGAUGACCAGGGUGAUAUUUUGCCUCGAGGAGAAGAAGGAAACAUUGCCAUCCGAAUCAAACCUACAAGGCCAUUUUGUCUUUUCUCUCAGUAUUUAGGGUGGAGAAUGAUGUAGCAGCCCUGCAGAAGCUGCUCUGCCUCCCACACAGCUACCCAGGGACCUUAAGAGAUGUCAUAUUCCCCUGCACCUAUGCAAGCCAUCCAAGAUUUUGGCCCUUUGAGUCUAUGUUUUGCUGAAGAAUACAGAGCACGUGUUCCGGCUAUAUCCUGCAUAUGUGGUCUUUUUGUCCUGCUCUCUGUUGGAGACAUCAUCCCACCUGAUGAAGCGUGUGUGAUCUUAGCUAAAUAUUCGUAUACAAACCACAGUACUGAAAUCUCAAAGCAUGGGUGAUCAUUUUGUUUUUUAAAUGGUGAUGGCAUAUACACCCUAACAUGACUACACAAAUGGGAAUGUUUCAUAGGUUAGUGCUAAUGUAACAGGCUUGUAAAGUGUGUGUCCUGUUGUCUUCCUCAGUGGAUAGUCCUCAUGGAAAGUAACUACUCCUGUAGCUUGUGGACGUACUCCUUGAGAUAAAGUGGUAGAGAGCUGUGUUUUGCUACUGCAACUCUAAGCUCAAAACCUCCCCUGACCCCUUGCUGAGGGUCAUUGCACUAGUAAAUAAUAAUUUCUCUCUUGAGAAGGAAGGUUGUAUAUUUGAAUAAUUAGUUCUGCUGAGGGGAAUUUCUGACGGAACACAUCUUUCCCUUCUCCCUCUAAUGCACAGUGCUAAUCAUAAUGACAG